Rotaria sordida is the source of this 863-nucleotide messenger RNA. NCBI's taxonomy places the organism in Eukaryota, Metazoa, Rotifera, Eurotatoria, Philodinida, Philodinidae. The record is from the annotation of a GenBank genome assembly.
AUGAAAAUAACAACAAAAAUAUCUAUGGAUACAAGUAUUGAAUUAAUUGAAUAUUGUAAUCGUGGUAUUUUGAUCUAUGAAGGUGAAUCAAAUAAAAAGAAAUGUUUAUGUCCACCAAAUUAUUUUGGUGAUCAAUGUCAAUGGCAAAGUCAACGUGUUAGUUUAACACUUCAAAUACGUCCAAUGGGUUCUAUUGAUAAAAAGAAUUCUAUUUAUCAUAUAUUUAUUUAUCUUAUUGAUGAUGAAUAUAAAAUAAUUCAUUAUUAUGAACAAAUCAAUUAUAUACCAUCAAUAGAUUGUCAAACAAAAUUUAAUCGUUAUUUACUUUAUCCAACAAGACCAAAAAAUGUAAAACAUAAUUAUUCAAUACAUAUUGAUAUAUUUGAUAAAAUAACAUUAAAUUAUUAUGGAAGUUGGUAUUUAUCUAUUCCUUUUCCAUUUUUACCGGUUAAUCGUUUAUCAACACAAUUAAUUAUUCCAUAUGAGAAAUCGGAAUUUUCGAAAAAUUGUUCAUUAGAAUGUGGAAUACAUGGAAAAUGUUUUUAUUAUAUCAAUUCACCAAAAUCAUUUUGUAAAUGUGAUCAAGAAUAUUCCGGUCAUUUUUGUCAUUUAAAACAUGAAUGUUCAUGUUCAUCCGAUUCAAUUUGUUUAAAUUCAUCGAUUUGUUUAUGUCCAUUAAAUAAAUUUGGUUCAAAAUGUUAUUUACAACAUACAUCUUGUCAACCUGAUAAUCCAUGUCAAAAUAAUGGACAAUGUAUACCGAUUAAUGAUCGAAUUAAUAAGAAAGGGUUUAUUUGUUUAUGUAAUGAAGGUUAUAUGGGAUUAAAUUGCGAAUAUAAAUCAAAUAGAAUUGAUAUUACUUU